GGCAGGGCAGGCGCGGUCUCUUCGGCUCCGAGCUGACCCUGAUCAGGGCCGAGUCGUCUCGGCGGCGCUGCCGAGACCUCCACCCAGGACAAUCCCCCUCCCCGGGCCUCUCUCCUCUUGCCUACGAGUCCCCUCUCCUCAUAGGCCUCUCGGAUCUGAUAUCGUGGGGUGAGGUGAGCAGGCCCGGGGAGGGUGGUUACCGCUGAGGAGCUGCAGUCGCUGUCAAGAUGAUAGAGGUACUGACAACAACUGACUCCCAGAAACUGCUACACCAGCUGAAUGCCCUGUUGGAACAGGAGUCUAGAUGUCAGCCAAAGGUCUGUGGUUUGAGACUAAUUGAGUCUGCACACGAUAAUGGCCUCAGAAUGACUGCAAGACUAAGGGACUUUGAAGUGAAAGAUCUUCUUAGUCUAACUCAGUUCUUUGGCUUCGACACAGAGACGUUUUCUCUAGCUGUGAAUUUACUGGACAGAUUCCUGUCUAAAAUGAAGGUAUGUUUGAAGGUACAGCCCAAGCACCUUGGGUGUGUUGGACUGAGCUGCUUCUAUUUGGCUGUAAAAUCAAUAGAAGAGGAAAGGAAUGUCCCAUUGGCAACUGACUUGAUCCGAAUAAGUCAAUAUAGGUUUACGGUUUCAGACUUGAUGAGAAUGGAAAAGAUUGUAUUGGAGAAGGUGUGUUGGAAAGUCAAAGCUACUACUGCCUUUCAAUUUCUGCAGCUGUAUUAUUCACUCCUUCAAGAGAACUUGCCGCUUGAAAGGAGAAAUAACAUUAAUUUUGAAAGACUAGAAGCUCAACUUAAGGCAUGUCAUUGCAGGAUCAUAUUUUCUAAAGCAAAGCCUUCUGUGUUGGCAUUGUCUAUCAUUGCAUUAGAGAUCCAAGCACAGAAGUGUGUAGAGUUAACAGAAGGAAUAGAAUGUCUUCAGAAACUUUCCAAGAUAAAUGGCAGAGAUUUGACCUUCUGGCAAGAGCUUGUAUCCAAGUGUUUAACUGAAUAUUCAUCAAAUAAGUGUUCCAAACCAAAUGUUCAGAAGUUGAAAUGGAUUGUUUCUGGGCGUACUGCACGGCAAUUGAAGCAUAGCUACUACAGAAUAACUCACCUUCCAACAAUUCCUGAAAUGGUCCCUUAACUGGAUUAUUACAGCACCAAAAAACUUCUCUGAAGCCUUUCUCUACAACCUUGUUCUACGGAUUCCAUAAUGUUACAAUGGAUUUAAAUGAAGCCUCAAAACAUCAUGAGAUAAGCAUGAUGGUCUCAGACUUGGGAAAACUGCCUAAUAUUAUGCUGUAGUGGAAUUAUGUUUAGAUUUGAAUUCAUCUGUGAAGCAUUCAAAUCAAAGCUAAAAGCCUAAAUGUGAAAUGCUAAUGACAAGCCUGAGAAGGUAAACUGUGAAUCUUCAUUUCUUUCAUUGAUCUAACUUUAGAUAUUGGAUCAAUAUAUUUAGGUGGUAUUAAAAAUGCUAUUGGAGGAGUCACACUAAUACUAUCAACUAUCAGUCUUCCCACAGCUUCAAUCACUCAUUAUUCUAAUCCUACUCCUACUUAAAUAUUAAAUUUUAAGUUAUGAGGUUUAUGUCAAAAGCAACAUUUCACAAAUGUACUUUUAAGGCACAAUAAGGGUUAGCAUUCUAGGCAGUAUAAACACACCCCAUAAUGCAAGUAAUAGGUAAUCUAGAGAUGUGGACUUUAUUGCUAUAUGGGAAUUACAUUUAAAUUUGAGGGCAUUUUAUAUAAAGAAAAAUACAGACCUAUAAAGUUUGGCAUAUUCAUUAAGUUAUCUUUUAAUAUUUUUUUCUAGAAAACAGGUGACAUUUGUAUCUACGAUAAAAAUUUUUAUACAGAACCUACUGCCUCAAACUGAAUCCCAUCAAGAAAACUAGUUUCUAUUGUAUUAGUAACUCAAAUUAUCACUUCGAAAACUUGCUUUCCCACACUAAGGUAAGUUCAGGCUAGAUUCAACACUCCAGAAGUUUUUUUACUAAAGACUGUUUUUAAGUUAGAAGUGAUGGCAAUUUUCCACUGAUGCCCUUACUGUGCCAAAACAAAAAUCUUAAGAAAAGCAAGUAGACACCUUCAUAACUGAAUGAAGCUGCUGAGGUAGUGUUUAGGAUCCUCCAUGUCAGUUAGUGAAUGUAAGAAGUACAGUGUUAAAGUGUUGUAAACAGUUACUCAGUGCAAUGUAUAGCCUGAGUCUAUCCAUGAUGGCUAUAACCAAUUUGACAUCACGUUACGGAUCAAUACACAAUGAAAAACCAAAGAACCACAGUAUAUCUUAUUCUUAACUUUUGUAAACCAUGUUUUAUGGGUAACUUUUUAGUUUUCCCAAAAGGCUGAUAAAUUUCAAUAUUUUGAAUACAUCAUUGUGAAUUUUGAGUUGGCAGAGGUAAACUAACCAACUACCAUUAUGUUUUAGUACUAAGGGAUAUACCUUUCAAUAAAGUUAAUGAAAUUCAA
This is a messenger RNA of Pongo pygmaeus (Bornean orangutan), 2451 nucleotides long. RefSeq names its product cyclin G1 (gene CCNG1). The transcript has 7 exons. Lineage: Eukaryota; Metazoa; Chordata; Mammalia; Primates; Hominidae. Bases 228 to 1127 code for a protein of 299 amino acids. The record is from RefSeq and is a predicted model, not a curated record.